Durusdinium trenchii is the source of this 1059-nucleotide messenger RNA. Lineage: Eukaryota; Dinophyceae; Suessiales; Symbiodiniaceae. The record is from the annotation of a GenBank genome assembly.
AUGCCAUGGUCGAGCCGGAGCUCCAGCGCCAAAGAGCAACGUGGCAGCGCCGCAGGCCUACAGUUCCUGGCCAAGCCGCCAGGUGCUGGCACCAAAGCACCCUGGCCUUUGUUGCUUUUUCUGCAUGGUGCUGGUGAACGAGGUCAUGAGGAUGGCAGAGAUUUAGGGAAGGUCCGCUUGAACGGCCCAUGGGCUGCCAGUGGCAUUCAACGCUUCUUCCUGGUGGCACCACAAUGCCCUGAGGACGCCGUGUGGCCAGCCUUGGCCGAGCAAGUGGUUGCCCUUACCCGAGAGGUUCUUGAAACCUUUAAGCUGGAUGCUUCCAGGUGCUAUGUGACCGGCCUCAGCAUGGGCGGCUUCGGCGCCUGGGCCGCUGCCUCUCUGGCGCCCACGCUUUACACCGCUUUGGUGGCUGUGUGUGGAGGCUUCACUCGACCGCUUCCGAGGGACACGAGUCUCAAUGCGAUGCUGCAACUGGCCAAAGUGGCUCCCAAAGAGGAGGACCUUGAGAAGUUGAGAGAACUUCCCGUUUGGCUCUUCCAUGGCUUGAAGGACAAGAUCGUGGAUCCCGACGGUUCUCUGCUUCUCUAUGAAGCCUUGGGAGGCAAAGCUCGCGGGCGUGCAAAGCUGAAGUUGACCAAGUACGAGGACCUGGGACAUACGGUCUGGACGAGCGCCUACAAGACGUCAGAGCUGUUUCCCUGGCUGCUUCGACAGAGGCGUGGCAAGCCUGGAGGUGCAAAGGCGUCCGCCGACCCCGUGGCAGCGCCACACGGCGCGUCCGAGGAUGGCGCAGCAUCCGCGGGUUCCGCGGAGCUUCCGGCGAAGCUUUUGCAGCUCCUGGAACGAGGACCGGAGGUCGUUGCCCAUGCCCCAGAACCGCUCGCCUUUGAUGAAGAGUGGGAUGAGUGGGAUGAAUUGCAGCCCCAAGAUUUGGAUGCUGCUUCCGAUGCGUCAGAUGCUCCCAUUGAAAGCUUUUCGGUUGCAUGCAGCAGUGCAAUGAGUGCAAAACCAUGCAUUUUGGCAGACACACCUGAAGGAUGCAGAACCAUGCAUUAA